AUGGACGACAUUCGGACGGAGACUUACCUACGCAUCCGCAAGGCCGUCGCAUCCUCGGUCAACGUCCCGGCGCGCCCAACCUCCAAUGAGGCGAAACUGACUAAAGCCCGGGCCGCGCUGCCAAACCCAUCAGCCGAGAGCUAUCUAAGUGAGAAGGGCUAUCCUGAUACCUUGGACCAUCUCAUCGAUGAUAUCGCGACAGCUCUCAAUGGCCAAAACCGGACUGCGACAUAUUGGGGAGGAUCUGCGACGGGGGGCACGCUGACGAUCGCAGAGAUCGCGGAGAACCUCGUCAGUGCGUUUGACCAGGACGUGUCUACACACCUGCCCCGAGAAUCAAUCGCUACCGAGGUGGAGGACGCAACGCUGGUGAUGCUCAUAGAUCUGUUCCAUCUGGGGAAACCGGAAGAGUGGGAGGGGAGGACUUUCACGACUGGGGCUGUGGCGGGGAACGUGCUUGGGAUCGCUUGCGGGCGUGAGAAAGUGAUACAGGCUAGACUUCCCGAGGACUCGGAGAGUGUGGCGGAUUUGGGCAUACUGGAUGCCUGUAUGCAAGCUGGCGUGAAGAAGAUCCAGAUCCUCGCCGAUGGGGGGCAUAGCUCGCUUGCUAAGGCUGCGUCCAUCGUUGGCUUGGGAAGGAAUGCGGUGAAAGUCCUGCCGUACAGCGAAACAGAGCCGUGGCGACUCGACAUCAAAGCUGUCGAAAAGGAAUUGCAGAAAGAGGGAGUCGCGAAUAUCAUUGCUGUGAGCUUUGGCGAUGUCAUGACUGGAAGAUUCGCAACAACGGGCAUUAGUGACAUGAAGAAGUUGAGAGACCUAGCGACCAAGUACAACGCCUGGCUUCACGUUGACGGGGCAUUGGGCAUAUACACUCGUGCUCUACCAGAGGACAAGGAAUUUGCACGUCUCAAAGAGUAUGCUGCUGGUCUGGAGCUGGCUGACAGUAUCACUGCCGAGCUGCAUUCUGUUCUUAACGUCCCCUACGACACAGGAGUCUUUUACACGCGCAAGGCUUCCACGUUAUAUGCUGUCUGUAACAACGCCGGUGAGAGGUCCUUGUCACUGGCAGAUGGCUCUGUACAGAGUCCUCGGAAUAUUGGGAUUGAGAACUCACGCCGAUUCCGCGCCUUGCCGGUGUAUGCCGUUCUGCUUUGCGAAGGCAGAGACCGUCUCAGUCAGAUGCUUGCUCGGCUCGUGAGAUCGACCCGCGCUAUAGCAAAGAUUAUCGCCUUCGAGCCAGGGUACGUCUUACUGCCAGGCGAUAGUACCUUGGGCAAGAUUCGCGCUCUUGUGAGCGACAUGCAUGAUAUUCAUUUCACCCUGCUUUUUCGAGCCACAGACGAUAGUCUUAAUGACAAACUAGCGGAUGAGAUCAAUAAUGAUGGCGUCUUGUAUGUAGGUAAGACAACUUGGGAAGGGAAACCAGCAAUGCGAAUUGCUGUGGCGAGUUGGAGGAUCAACGAGAAAGUAGAUCCAGGCAGUGUCGCAUACUAUUUAGGCGUAUAUUCGAUGGAGCACAAGCACGGCCCUUGGAGGCGGUAG
This is a messenger RNA of Clonostachys rhizophaga, 1542 nucleotides long. The record is from the annotation of a GenBank genome assembly. NCBI's taxonomy places the organism in Eukaryota, Fungi, Ascomycota, Sordariomycetes, Hypocreales, Bionectriaceae.